This is a messenger RNA of Dreissena polymorpha, 466 nucleotides long. RefSeq names its product 60S ribosomal protein L34-like. The record is from RefSeq and is a predicted model, not a curated record. Gene Ontology annotation, biological process: translation. Gene Ontology annotation, molecular function: structural constituent of ribosome. The coding region runs from base 83 to 427 and encodes 114 amino acids. The transcript is spliced from 6 exons. Gene Ontology annotation, cellular component: ribosome. NCBI's taxonomy places the organism in Eukaryota, Metazoa, Mollusca, Bivalvia, Myida, Dreissenidae.
UCGCUGCGUGACAGAGGCAGGGAAACAGGAUGAAGGGAAGUAACCGCAUGUAAACUUCCUUUUCCGUCAAAAAACAGCCAAGAUGGUUCAGCGACUGACAUUCCGUCGCCGUCUGUCAUACAACUCGAGCAGUAACCGCCGUACGGUAUCAAAGACACCAGGUGGUAAACUUGUAUACUUAUACACAAAGAAGUUGGGAAGUGUUCCGAAAUGUGGCGACUGUAAAGCUGUGAGGCUCCAUGGUAUUACCCCAGCCCGCCCCAAGGAGCUGAUGUCCAUGCCCAAGAGGUUGAAGACUGUCUCCAGGACAUACGGAGGAUCACGGUGCCACAAAUGUGUCCGUGACAGGAUUGUUCGUGCUUUCCUCAUUGAAGAACAGAAGAUUGUUGUGCGGGUACUCCGGGCUCAGCAACAGUCAAAAAAAUAAGUUGUACAGGCCGUUAAAUAAACUAGAAAAACAAAACAA